AUGAUUUCUCCAGCAGUAGCCGGGUCGGCCAGAUCGAUCACAUCCUUGUCCUCCCUCACCUCCGCUCUACACAACCUCUCCCUCACCUCGACACGAUCCUUCUCUUCGACAUGUCCCUCUCAAAAGACACGAAUACUUCCCUCCUACAUUCCUCCUUACCCAUACGGCCCUAGGCGCAUCUAUAAGCAAGCCGAUAGCGGACUGUACGGAGGCGCAACCAUCCAAUUCGGCAAUAAAAUCUCCAAAGGUAGAAAUGAAGGGAAGACGAGGAGAACUUGGAAACCAAAUAUUCGCAAAGAGAAGAUUUACAGUGAGGCGCUAGGAAAGUGGCUGGAUCUUAAGGUGCAGCAUCGAGUGCUACGAACAAUUAAGAAAGUCGGUGGCUUGGAUCAAUAUCUACUUGGUGAGAAGCCGGCCAGGAUAAAGGAACUGGGCAUAUUCGGAUGGCAUUUACGAUGGCAAGUCAUGACUUCGAAAGCUAUGAGGGAGCGAUUCGAGAAGGAACGUCAAGAAUUGGGCCUGGGGAAGCCAGAGACAUUUGAGGAAUUCCUCUCGCGAUACACGAUGGAGCAGCAGGUUCAGGCUGCUAUAGAAGACCGAGCGCAGCGAUCGGCCGAGUUGGCAUCGGAACCAAUCAAGGAAUCCCUACCAGAGGCUCACGCAGAGGCUACCCCGAGUCCAACCCUUAAUGUUGCUUGA
Messenger RNA from Uncinocarpus reesii 1704, 699 nucleotides. RefSeq lists its product as uncharacterized. The record is from RefSeq and is a predicted model, not a curated record. Bases 1 to 699 code for a protein of 232 amino acids. Gene Ontology annotation, cellular component: mitochondrial large ribosomal subunit. The transcript has a single exon. Lineage: Eukaryota; Fungi; Ascomycota; Eurotiomycetes; Onygenales; Onygenaceae. Gene Ontology annotation, molecular function: structural constituent of ribosome.